AUGCAGAACUCUUCAAGAAAGAUAUUAGAUAGAAACAAAAACAAAGAAACAGUCAAAGAUGAUGUACCAGGAUCAUCUAGAAAGGCGCAGGAGGAAAGGUUAAAGAAGAACGUGUCCACACCUCGAAACUAUUUGCAGAAAACUACACCCUCUGAUAUAUAUGAUAAAAAGAAACCGAAUGUUUUACAAGCUCCAAAAAAGGCGGCGUCUUCGUUAUCUACACAUACAAAUAAAAUUGUGUCACCAAUGAAAGAUUUAUUAAAAUCUUCGCAAUCGUCCGUGAGUAACAUUAGUAGCGCAAGAAGUUCUACAAAAAUGGCGGUUGAAAAAAGAAUCGAGGCAAAAGCUAAUAUGCCUUCGUCCAAGAAAAGUACUCCACGCACUGUUAAAGCUCCUCCACCAUUUAACGUCACUGUAAAUUCUCCCGUGUCGAAACGGAAAUCGAGUAUAGAUUUGAAUAAGGAAAAAUGUAAUUCGAACACAGAUAACAAAAUCAGUAAAGUAACUGAUGCAUCAGUUGACGAGGAUCAGGGUAAAAAUAAAAUGGCGGACAUAUUUUUACGACAGCGCUCGAAAACUCGGACUUUAGAUGAAAAUGAAGUUAAGAUAUUGAAGCCAGAGGUUAUAGAUAAUAACGCAGAAAUGAAAAAUUUAUCACGGAGACUAAGUGCUAAGCCGAUGUCAUUUUAUGUGGACUUAAGCAAUGAACAAGAAAAGGUUGAAAAAGAAAAAUCUAGCGAGGAGGAAGAAGUAACUUAUGAGGAUGAUUUUGAGAGUUAUGAGUCAGACUUCGAUUCUUAUCACAGUGGGACUUCAAGUGAAAAAAACUCGAGUGCCACUGAUGAAGAUCAAAAUGACGCGGAAAUCGAAAAUAGUAAUUUAGUAACAGAGGAUGAAAACAGUACAAAAGAUGUGAAAGAUGAAGAGAAGAUGCUAGACUCAGGUAGCUAUGAUCUCCGGGAUCCGCAACGUUCCACACAGAAGGUGAAGCCAGCCGCGCUGGAUUUCAUCUUAGAAGGAUCGGAGGAUACUGAUAAGAAGCCCUCGUUGACAGAUGAAGGGUUUCAAGAAAUGUCGAGUUCAAGCACCGUGUCCAGUAUGAAGCCAGUUCAUAUCGAUGUAUUGGACAGACCACUCUUUAUAGAUUUUACAAUAUCGAAAGAGAACAAACGCAAACGUCGAAUAUUACAACAACUUAAACAAAGAGCGCAAGAUAUUUUAAGUAUGAUAUCAUUGCACGAAAUGACUUACAUGCUUUUCGAACUGGCACCCAUUCCGUACGAUUUGUAUAUGGCAACAUAUGGCAAAGGCAAUUGCACACAAAUUGCAGUGCAAACUUUUGAUGAUGGUAUUACUGAAGAAGUACAAACAGAAGAAAUUUCAUAUGACAACAAAUGGACUCAGCUUCCAGUAAAAUUUUCAAAACACGAAGUUUAUUUAAAUGCUAAUAUAGUAAAUAGUAAAGAACAUGACGAAUUUUUGAAAAAAAUCUCAAUGUUAGUAAAUCAAAAGAUUGAAGACCGCCAUGAUGAACAAUGUGAAGAUAAAAAUUAUAGAGAUAAUCCAUUGAGAAUAUUUUUAGAACAGAAAGAUGGCGUUGGGUCUGAUGUAAUCCUUCCACUGGAAACUUACAGAAUAAAACUAAAGCAACACGAUUUCAAUGCUUAUAGAUUGAAGAAGUUUCUGAAAAAAGUAGAAAGAAGGAUUAGUAGUAGUUUAAGUAUGAAUACUGGCAACUCAGAUAUGAGUAAUUUAAUAAAGAGUUUUAAAUUUCCAUUUAGUAAAGGUUAUAUUACCGUACCUACCAAAAAUGUUUCCGCAGAUAUCUCGAAUGUAAGGGGACUGAAAAUUACUAAUGCAAUAUUUUCUACAACUAGAACAAAUUUAUUAAUUACUGUUCAUGAGAAAUCUUCAAGUCCAGUUUUAAUUCAGAAAUGCAUUCUUUGCAUGUGGGACUUGAGUGUUGCAAUGCAGGAUCCUCUAAAACUUCUCAUUGCCACAGAUAAUGUUACUAUUGGACGAUUUAAAGGAGGUACUGAUGGUAUUGUUGUUGCUGCUUUAAGAGAUGGAACUAUACAUUUAUGGGACUUAUCUGAAGAAGCAACAUGGAUGCAAGAUGAUACCAGCGAGUACAAAUCUACCAAUUCGGGAAAAAUAGAUACGGACCGACUAUCACAAACUGAACUAGAUAGGCAAUGGAAUUUAAAGAAUAGAAGCGUUACUUGUGAAAAGAAGUCGAGUUUAAUGCAAACUAGUGCAUAUACCAGUAGUGGAAAUUGUAUCGUUAAUAGUGAUGUAUUCGAUUGUAUUGUUGGUUUAGAAUUUCUCGGAGAUUCACAAAUAAGAACUGAUCAAGAUGGCGGACGGAAGAUUAUAGCACAGAUGUGUUCAUUGCAGCGCGCUGGUAUUUUAACUCUAUGGUCGAUAGCACAAGAAAAACCAAAAUCAAAGGCAAAUGAUAUAGGAAAAGCUUUUUGGUCAAAACUCUCAUUGGAAAAAGCUCAAACGAUUCAUCUUACAGAACAUUUGGAUCUCUGUGCUACUAAUACAUUAGAAAAUAGUUUCACUGAUACAUUUAAUUUGAACGCUGCGAAGAGAAGAAUAUCAAUCAGAAGGCAAGAUAGAAGUUUGUUAAGGCCAAGUUCUUCCCGCGUAAAUUCAGCCGUUGGAUUAUAUUGUGACAAUAGCAGACCGCGGAGUGCUACCAGUGCAAGAAAUAGAAAUACAUUGCAAAUAAGAAAAAAUAACCAAAAUAUGUGGGAAACUGGACUAGUGUGUAAUGAUUUGAAAAUAAUAAGGAUAAAUAACGCUGAUAACUUUUUAAUAGCAAAAAAUUGUGGGGAGGUGCUUUGUUGUACAAGAUUUGCGGGCACAUUUAAGGUUAAUAAACUCUGUGUUGCCAAUGAUACAUCUUCGAUAACUUGUUUAGAAGUAUCAAAAAAUGGCCUACCGUAUAUUUUAGCAGCUACCGAAACUGGACUUCUUCAUUUAUGCUCUAUCCAAGAUUAUAGAGUUGUCCUUACUUUGGAUUGCAGGAAUGAAACCUCAAACGCUUUCGAAAAAUGUAAGGCAGAUAACAAAGGUCGUUAUAUCAGCAGCGUUACGACGAACCCUAUAAGUUCCAGUGUGAUUGAUUUUGGAAAGGAAAAGAAGAUGUCCGUGAAAUGUUUGGUGUGGUCGCGCACAAACCCGUUCGAUAUGUUCGCUCUGCUUCACGAUGGCGCGGUGUGCGCAUGGCGUCUCACCAGCAGUGAUAUAAACGCACGCCGUGUCGACGACGCGGCCGCAGUUUGCGUCAGUUCUGGUGAUACAAUGGCAAUUGUUACGUGUCAAAAUGAAGUGCAAGUCCACAGAUUAUGCAAUGAGCAGCAAGAGAAGGAUAAUGUAAAUGAUUUAUGUUAUAAAAUUGUGAUAUUUUUAAUAGCGACAAUGAGGGUAAGAGUGCUUGUCUUACUCUCAGUACUCGCCGCGGUGUCGUCGGUGUCGGGAUACCACAUCCUAUGUAUGUUCCCGAUACCAUCGCGGAGUCACUCGCUCUUGGCUAAGGGCAUCGUCAAUGUCCUCUUGGAGGCUGGCCACCAGGUUACCUGGGUGACGCCGUAUCUAGAGAAGUCAUCGCAUAAAAAUUUGAAACAGAUCGAAGUGAGCACUGCUCGUGAUAUUUCUGCUUCACACGACAUCACGAAAAACCCGCUAAUGGGUAUGGAGAUGGUUCGAGACUUCGGUAGAAACAUUUCUCUGGCUGCGGCGAGUUUCCCAGCAGUACGGGAGGCUCUCGUGAAAGAAAAGUAUGACGCGGUAAUUUCUGAAUGGUUCUUCUCGGACAUUGAGGCUGGGUACGCUGCGGUCCAACAAGUACCCUGGAUCAUGCUGAGCGGCGUGGUGAUGCAUCCGUACUUGGAGUAUCUAGUGGACACGAUCCGGUCCCUGCCGGUCGCGCCGUUUAUGAUGAAUGAUUUCGCAGCGCCCAUGAGCUUUUGGGAUCGCCUACAAAACACAUUUAGCUUCGGGGUUAUGAUGUUCUCUUUCUGGAGAGGCACAGCAAGAACUUCUUCCAUUUACGAGCAGCAUUUCGCACCUCUCGCAGCCGCUCGAGGAGUGCCACUGCCUCCGUUCUCUGAGGCAAUGCACAAUAUUUCCGUUUUGUUUGUGAACUCGCACCCCUCGUUCACACCUGCUAUAAGCCUCCCGAGUAACGUGAUCGAGAUUGCUGGGUAUCACAUCAACGAGAUUACACCACCGUUGCCUAAAGAUCUUCAAGAAAUUUUAGACGCAUCGCCCAGAGGCGUCGUCUACUUCAGCUUGGGAUCCGUGCUCAAAUCCUCUUCUCUCCACGAGGAGACCAAGCGCGAUUUGCUCAAGGUUCUUGGUGAGCUUCCAUACACCGUGCUGUGGAAAUUCGAAGAAAAAUUGGACGGACUGCCUAAGAAUGUACACAUCAGGCCGUGGAUGCCACAAACCAGUAUUUUGGCGCAUCCGAACGUGAAGGUGUUCAUAACCCACGGAGGUCUGCUCAGUACACUAGAGUCACUGCGCUACGGGGUUCCAAUAAUUGCGAUCCCGGCCUUCGGCGACCAGCCCGGCAAUGCGGCACGCUCCGUGCGAGCCGGUCACGCACUCAAGGUCAAGUUCUCACCCGACAUGGCUCCGGAACUCAAGACUGCUCUCAACGAAAUGCUUUCUAAUGACAGUUAUUACAAGAAGGCCAAGUCGAUAUCGAAGUUGUUCAACAAUCGCCCGGUGAAGCAGAGUAAGCUCAUCUUGCAUUACAUUGAGCUGGCCAUCGAGAGUAAAGGAGCUUACCAUCUACGUUCCAAGGCUCUUCUUCACAAGUGGUAUGAAUUGUGGAUGUUAGAUCAGUUAGCUGCUGUGCUGGCUGUCUUGUUUAUAUUCUACGUAAUAGUGAAGAAAAUCAUUUGUGCAAUUGUAAAGAAGCUUACGACGGAUAGCAAAACGAAGAAGGACAAAAAGAACAAAUAG
Molecule: messenger RNA, 4980 nt
Organism: Parnassius apollo (apollo)
Lineage: Eukaryota; Metazoa; Arthropoda; Insecta; Lepidoptera; Papilionidae
Source: the annotation of a GenBank genome assembly